AUGAGUUACAUAACCAGAAACACCGAAAUGUUUCCUUAUCUUCUGCUUCUUUACUCCGUUUCAUUCGGCCCCUCUUUGUCCAUAAGCACAGAUACCGGAGUGGAAGGAAGAGCUCAGUAUUCGCUAUAUAAAAGGUCGGAAGCCUACGGGAAUAGUGGCGACUGGACUGGUGAUGACUUCAGGCAUCAGCGCUCAGUAAUGGUAGAAACGUGGUUCUUGUGCUUGAGCAAGUGUUCUUGCAGUACUUAUGCUUACACUACCAACUGUCUGCUAUGGACGGAUGCCAAAUUUGUAGUUGAACAUUCAGCCGAUGAUGCAAUUUCAAGAGAUUUCCAUGUCCGGAUUGCAGCGUUGGACUUGGAGGAGAGUAAGAAACGGGGGAAACCCACUUCAAAUUUCAUAACAGUAGUUGGAGUUGUGUCCGCAGCUUUUCUCGUGGUCCUUAGCAUUUCGCUGGUGGCUAUUAAGAUGAGACGGCCUGCUUAUGCAGCAGACGAUCAUUUGAUGCAUUUUGAAUAUCGAGUUCUGAAUAAGGCAACAAAUAACUUCUCUGAGAAAAUCGGGGAAGGAGGGUUUAGUUCUGUUUUCAGGGGAGCACUGCCAGAUUCAACUCCCAUAGCAGUGAAGAAACUCAUGAACCAAAGCCAAAGUAACGAACAGUUCCUUGCAGAAGUUAGCACCGUUGGAACAAUACAGCAUGUCAAUGUCGUUCGUCUAAUUGUUUUUGUGCAGAAGAGUGAAAAUGUUCCUAGUAUAAGAGGUUCCAACACCCUCGAUUGGAAAACCAGAUACGGCAUCGCCAUCCAGGUUGCUAAAGGAUUGGAGUACCUCCAUGAAAGGUGUCAGGAUUGCAUCUUACACUAUGACAUCAAACCAGAGAAUAUGCUGUUGGAUUCAGAACUCGAACCACAGAUUGUUGAUUUCUGCCUUGCGAAACUCAUGGCACGGGAAGUCAGCAGCGUCAUUACCACCGUGAGGGAGCCAGAGGGUACCUCGCUCCAGAAUGGAUUUUGGGGAGGAGCCAUCACAUCGAAAGUCAACAUUCUCAGUACGGAAAGCUGCUCUUUGAGAUCAUAUCGGAAAGAGAAACAUCGAGGAGCUGAACAGUGA
Eucalyptus grandis is the source of this 1110-nucleotide messenger RNA. RefSeq names its product G-type lectin S-receptor-like serine/threonine-protein kinase At2g19130. The record is from RefSeq and is a predicted model, not a curated record. Gene Ontology annotation, molecular function: ATP binding; protein kinase activity. The coding region runs from base 1 to 1110 and encodes 369 amino acids. Gene Ontology annotation, biological process: protein phosphorylation. NCBI's taxonomy places the organism in Eukaryota, Viridiplantae, Streptophyta, Magnoliopsida, Myrtales, Myrtaceae. The transcript has 4 exons.